Messenger RNA from Ilyonectria robusta, 2139 nucleotides. Its product is annotated as myosin-binding striated muscle assembly central-domain-containing protein. The transcript has 2 exons. The coding region runs from base 1 to 2139 and encodes 712 amino acids. NCBI's taxonomy places the organism in Eukaryota, Fungi, Ascomycota, Sordariomycetes, Hypocreales, Nectriaceae. The record is from RefSeq and is a predicted model, not a curated record.
AUGGCGGCCAACACUGAGCCCGACCAGGCCCAGGCCACGGCCGUGGUGCCGGCCCCGACUCCGACGCCGGCCCCGUCCAUCGAGGACCAGACCCUUAUCGUCUUUGCCCGCCUGAUGGAGGGCGGCCAGGAGGACAACGAGACGUGCCGCGACCUGGACGAGCUGACCAAGCUGCUCAACGACGACUUCGAGGCCCGCCAGAAGGACCCCGCGUGCGAGUCUAUCUGCAAGCUCAUCGACGGCGACUGCGUCGACACGGUGCUGUGCUACCUCGACAUGAGGCAGCCUGAGAUUGUCCGCGGUCACGCCACCCUCUCGACCUCGGCCUACCUCAAGGCCGCCGGCGACGAGGGCUCCAAGAUGCUGUCGACCUUCUUCUUUGACCGCGUGCGGAGGGGCACCUAUGACGACUACAUUGUCGCCUUCUGCGUCGCCGCGUCGACCUUCCCCAUCGUCCCGGAUCUCACGGCGGGCAUGUUCCUCAACGAGGGCUUCCUGUCCACCCUGGGCCCUCUUAUGAGGAGGAAGUGGAAGAGUCGCAAGGUCGAGACGGCCUGUCUGGAGAUGCUCAACGCCGCCUGCAUGAACUCGCAGUGCCGCGAGGCCAUCAACAAGUACUGCAUUGAGUGGCUCGAGGAGGUGGUCGAUUCGGACCUCAACGAGGUCGUCCGCAGCACAAACGCCGACCCUAACCUGCAGAGUGACGGAGGCUCCGUCUCCAUGCGCCGGCACUCGGAGCAGGUCCAGUAUCUGGCCGCCGUGAUCCUAGCCAAGCUGAGGGCAGUUCCUACUAAAUCCGCACCCGGCGAUGCUAGCCAGUCCAGCAGGAUCGAGCCUGCAGUCACCAGCAUAGAGGAGUUGUCCGAUAUGUUCACCAAGAUGAUCCUGAGAGACGAAGACCACGGCCGUAAGCACUCCAUCGAGGGUCUGGCCUACGCCUCCCUCCAGCCCAAGGUCAAGGAAUCCGUCGCCAACAACGCCGAGCUGCUCAAGAAGCUCGUCAAGACACUCGGCGACGCCCAGCCCAGGUCUCCCACCACCUACGGCGCCCUGAGCAUCUUUGUCAACCUCACCAGGUACUUGCCCAACAUGACGGACGAGGAAAAGAAGAUGAGCCAGCUCAAGGCAUAUGCCAACGCCGCCGGCAAACUGUCCGGCCCCGACCCCCUCGACCGCGACGACAGCGUCGCCCAGCGGUGCAAGAUGGUCUUUGACGCCGGCAUCACCCCCGUCCUCGUAACUCACUGCAAGAACGGCUCGCCCGCCUCCCUGGCCCUCGCCAUCUCCAUCAUCUUCGCCCUCUCCGUCACCAAGACGCUCCGCGGCCAGCUCGCCCAGCAAGGCGCCGUCCGACUCCUCCUCGCCUCGUGGAUGACCCUCCCCCAGACCGAGGCUCCCGCACGCCGCCUCGCCGCCCAUGCGCUCGCUCGCAUCCUCAUCAGCACAAACCCUGCCCUGGUCUUCGGCGGCAACCGCAACAUCCCCGUCACCGCAGCCGUGAGACCUCUCGUGUCCAUUAUCCCCCCUGACCCAGCAGCCGAGACGCGCGACCUGCUCCCCUCAUUCGAGGCCCUCAUGGCCCUGACCAACCUAGCAUCCAUGGAUGACGACGACAUGAGGCGCACCAUCGUCACCACCGCGUGGUCGCACCUCGAAGAGCAGCUCCUUUCCUCAAACGCCCUCGUCUCCAAGGCUGCCGUCGAGCUCGUCUGCAACCUCGUCCAAGCCCCCGAGGCCAUCGCCCUCUACGCCGAGGAAACCGCCAAGGCCCGGAACCGCCUCCACAUCCUCCUCGCCCUCGCCGACGCCGAAGACGCCGGCACCCGCAGCGCUGCCGGCGGCGCCCUCGCAUCCCUGACGUCGUUCGAGUCCGUCGUCCGUGGCGUCCUCCACCGCGACCGUGGCGUCAAGGUCGUCCUCGGCAUGUGCGUCGACGACGACGAGAACAUCCGCCACCGCGGCGUCUUCGUCGUUCUCAACCUCGUGUCUGCCGAGGGCGACACCGGCAAGCUCGCCCGUGAAAAGAUCAAGGACGAGAGCGGCGUCGACGUCCUCAAGGAGUGUCUUAAGAAGAGCCGGCGGCCCGAGGUUCUCGAGGUCACUGUCCAGGCCCUCAAGGCGCUGCUGGAACAGAAAUAA